This is a messenger RNA of Danio rerio (zebrafish), 6297 nucleotides long. The record is from RefSeq and is a predicted model, not a curated record. Lineage: Eukaryota; Metazoa; Chordata; Actinopteri; Cypriniformes; Danionidae.
AAGACACAAAUUGGAAACGCUGUCAUUAAGUUUGUCUCCUUCUACUCUCCGUAGAUCACCGACAUAUUGUUUGUGAGGAGCAAAAUCGAGUGUUAAGAUUACAGCGUUGAUAAAACCAGUCAUCAAAGCGUAUAUAACUCAAGAAAGAACCAUGGAGCCUUCAGGAAGUCCUGCGAAGGAUAAUUUCAGGAUGAACCGCUACAAGAACAAAGCACUUAACCUGGAGGAGAUGCGUCGGAGAAGAGAGGAGGAAGGCAUUCAGCUGAGGAAACAGAAACGAGAGCAACAGCUGUUUAAGAGAAGAAAUGUGGAGCUGCUGGGUGAAGAAGGGGGAAUGUUUGACAGUCCUCUCAUGGAUUCCUACGUCUCCUCCACCACAGCCCCAGAUGGAGUAAUUACAAGAGACAUGGUUGAAAUGCUCUUCUCAGAAGACCCGGAACUACAGCUGGUCACGACACAGAGGUUCAGAAAAUUACUUUCCAAAGAACCAAAUCCACCUAUUGAUGAAGUGAUAAGCACACCAGGAGUUGUUAAUAGGUUUGUUGAGUUCCUUCAGAAGAGUACAAAUUGCACAUUACAGUUCGAGGCCGCCUGGGCACUGACCAACAUUGCAUCUGGAACAUCUCAGCAGACAAAGUUUGUGAUCGAGGCUGGUGCCGUGCCUGUCUUUAUUGAGCUUCUCAACUCAGAUUUUGAAGAUGUUCAAGAGCAGGCUGUUUGGGCUUUAGGGAACAUUGCGGGAGACAGUGCUGUGUGCAGAGAUUAUGUGCUAAACUGUAAUAUCCUCCCACCUCUACUAGUGCUGCUGACCAAAUCAACUCGACUAACAAUGACUAGGAAUGCUGUGUGGGCCUUGUCCAACCUGUGCAGAGGCAAAAGUCCACCCCCCGACUUUGAGAAGGUGUCUCCAUGCCUGCCUGUUCUGUCCCGUCUUUUGUUCAGCAGUGAUUCAGACCUGCUGGCUGAUGCCUGUUGGGCUCUCUCCUAUCUCUCUGAUGGGCCCAAUGAGAAGAUCCAGGCAGUAAUUGAUUCAGGGGUCUGCCGGAGGCUUGUAGAGCUUCUCAUGCACUCUGAUUACAAGGUGGCUUCUCCUUCUCUGAGGGCUGUUGGAAACAUUGUUACAGGAGAUGACAUUCAGACCCAGGUGGUGUUGAACUGCUCCGCUCUGCCGUGCCUCCUGCACCUGCUUAGUAGCGCCAAGGAAUCCAUCAGGAAGGAGGCCUGCUGGACCAUCUCCAACAUCACAGCAGGCAACAGAGCACAGAUUCAGGCCGUAAUAGAUGCAAACAUCUUUCCGGUAUUGAUAGAAAUCCUGCAGAAGGCAGAAUUCCGCACCAGGAAGGAAGCAGCGUGGGCGAUCACUAAUGCCACGUCAGGUGGCACGCCCGAGCAGAUCAGGUAUCUGGUGAAUUUGGGCUGCAUUAAACCUCUCUGUGAUCUGUUGACUGUGAUGGACUCUAAGAUCGUGCUGGUGGCUUUGAACGGUCUGGAGAAUAUUCUAAGACUAGGCGAGCAGGAGGCCAAACAGAACGGCAGUGGACUCAACCCUUACUGUAGUCUCAUAGAGGAAGCCUACGGUUUGGACAAAAUCGAGUUCCUUCAGAGUCACGAAAAUCAGGAGAUCUAUCAGAAAGCCUUUGACCUCAUCGAGCAUUACUUUGGAGUGGAGGAGGAGGAUGCUAAUCUGGUUCCACAGGUGGACGAGAAUCAGCAGCAGUUCCUUUUCCCCCAGCAGGAGGCCCCGAUGGAAGGCUUCCAGCUAUAACCAGCCUUCUGACUCUUUCCGGCCGCCCACUGACCUUUACACCCUUCCCUGCACCCCAUACCCGGUACUAAAAACAUGCAUCGGAAACACUCAGAGCGCAGACACGGACAUCUGGGUGAACUAAAUUAAUCGACCCCUGACCCAGACUGAUUCAUGUAGUUCUGUUUAAUACAGGGGAAACAUAUCCACUAUCCCGUCACACCCAAGAGAAAGCUCAAUUUUAGUUUCCUUCAUUGUUUUUUUUCCCCGUCUCAAUGAUGCAGCUAAAUAAUCAUCCCCUCAGGUAGAAAUCGUGACGCUGUGUCAUUUUUUUUUUCUUCUAAUAAGGAGAGGUUUGCUUGAGUUUUCACUGAAAGAUGAGAGAAUUGUUUGCUCAUCUAUUCACAAUCAGAAAAUUCCAGACUUUCAUCGGAUGUUGCGUCAUAGGAUUACUUGCUUUUUCUUCAUUAUUCAUGAUAUAUUCAUUAAAUAAGGUGUUUGAUAAGGCCAUGCUUCAUAGGAAAAACAUCAGCAGAUAAAAGGGUUAUUUCAAGCCAAACUGAAAAAUCUGUCAUUUACUUCUGCUCCUUAUUCACUUUUGUAUAACAAAUGAAGUAUUUAAUGGAAUCUGACAGAUUUUUGAGUGUGUAUUCUUCCAGGAUGCUUCAAAACCUUCAUAAAGUGGUUCAUAAACCAAAUCGAUAUGUAUAAACUUAGUCUUCUGAAGAGAUUUAAAGGGAUAGUUCACUCAAAAAUGACAAUGCAGUCAUCAUUUACUCGCACUCGAGUCAAACUAUUAGAGGAGUUUCUUUCUUUUGUUAAACAUUAAGGAUAUUUUAAAGAGCACUGUAAACCUGUAACCAUUGACUUCCAUAGUAUUUGUUUUUCCUACUAUGGAAUAGUAGUAAAGGUGAUCAACUUUCUUCAAAAUGAUCUUCUUUUACAUUCAACAGAAGAAACUUCUAAAGGGUUGAACCCACUUGAGGUUGACUAAUUACAUUUUUAGAUGAACUAUCCAUUUAGUUUAGGCUUUAUUCAUAUAAUCAGUGUCAAAAAAAGCUCAAAUCAAUCAAAAAAGGUCUCAUUUGCAUGGCUGAUCAGUAUCAAUAUGUAAAUAAGAGUAUAAUACACGUUAGCCAUGUAAAGUCUUAACAUUGCUACAAAAGAUGCGCGUUUGCUCGCAAAUUAUUUCAGUAAUUUAUCAAAAACAAAUUUUUUGAUAUCUUUAUGAACAUUUUGAAGCAUCAAGACAUUUUAUGCGAAUGGAGGGAUAAAAAGUGGUCAGAUUUUUUUUUUUUUAAAUCUUCAUUUGCAUUAGGGUUGUCACAAUACUGGAAUUCAGUUCCAAUCGAUACUGAAGUUUUAACAAAUGUCCAUUUCCCGCUGACAUUUAAGCAAUACUGAGCAGGUUCCUAAAUGGCACUGAUUUGCCUUGUUCAUAUGCUCAACAGAAAUGCCUGUAAUUAGCUGUGAAGCUCAUCAGUUCACCCAAUUCACCGCUGUUUACCAAGCAUAACCACAGAUAUAGGGACACUGGAGUGUUUUAAAGUCACGCCGAUCAGCUGGUUUGUCUAUAAGCUGACAUACGAGCGAUCCGCUGAUGAAUCGCUGCUUUAAAACACUUCAGUGUCCCUAUAUCUUUGGUUACACUCAGUAAACAGCGAGUGAGUUUGGUGAACUGAUAAGCUUCACGGCCAAUCACAGUCAUUUCUGUUGAGCACUUGAACACAACGGCAAAUCAGAGCUGUAUAAGAAUGUGCUCAGUAGCAUGUAAAUGUCAGCGGGAAAUGGAUGUUUUUAAAGUUUCAGUAUCGAUUGGUAUUGUAUUCCAGUAUCAUGCAACCCUAAUUUGCAUUCUGAAUGUUGAGUAGAUUAUGACGAUUUUCUUAUUGGAAUGAACAAACUCUUCAAAGGAUAUCUAGAGUUGUUUCACCUCUCUUAGUGUUAGUAUUAGUAUUACCAUAACCGUCUUCAUUUCAGACCGUGCUGGGAGUGGAAACUGAUAUUUAUAUUUGACGUGGUGGGUGGUGUUGAUAAUCCAGGUAAAGUACUAAAACAGUAUCCUAACAUAAGUCAUUACUGUUGACACACAAUCACAAAUGACUGGUGAAGUGAGCUCAUUUAGUAAAGAUAAUGCCCAGUUUUUCUUUUCCCCCGAUUUUUAUUUAUUUUUUUACCAGUCAGAGGUGACAUAUCUAGUUGUAGGAUGUUCGUGGUGUGCAGUGUUAUCAAAAUCUUUUUAUUUGAAAGGCUUUAACUUUGAAAUGCGAUCAAGGGGAAUAAGCACAUAUCUGAGGGCCAGGUUGAUGCACUUGACGGAGUCUUAAUUUUGCUGUUUAGUUUUUCCAUUAUUAAUUGAAGCACCGGGUGGUUCUGAUAGUUUUCGUUUAGUUUUUUCUCGUGCAGCCCUCAGUAUGUGCAUGUUGGGGUUUUGCAUGGUGUUCUUUUGGUACCAACCAUCCUUUUGUAUCCCUUGCCAGAUCUUCAGUUAACAAUUAGCCUGCGCUCAAUAGUUUGAAGUAGUUACGUUUUCUGUUGGUAUGGCAAGGAAUAUGUAUUUAAAUAAUGAAAUAUAUGGGCGAUUUAAAAAAAAAAAAAUAUAUAUAUAUAUAUAAAUAUAGAUAUUGUUAUAUUUGCACACACUUUGCACACAUUCAUACAAAACCAGCAUACACUUCAUUAGCAUGCACACAAACUAAGUUAAAAAACCAAGGGGAAAAUGACUUCCAUAAUCUCUGUUCCUUAUGUACGUUCAUGACUUGUUCUGGCACUUUUUAAGUUGACGCACUAAAAGCUUCAACAACAAACACACACUCGAGUUUGUUGACUGCUGUGGAUUUCAGAUUGAGGGUAUGAAAAGUUUGAAUAUUAACCUCACGCUCUUCGAAACGUACUGUGGUUUACUUUGGAACUGUGAGUGAUCGUUUCAAGUCAUUAUGGAAGCAUUUUUCCUCUACCUCCAUAACACACUGACCGAAGGGUGCUUCUCCGAGUGAAUGUGCGAGGGUUAUUUGAUUUAGGACGGGCCGGUAAACGUAGUAAGACAACGACUGACGGAUGAUGUAGGGAAACGAUGCAAAGCUUAAAUCUCUGUCUAGCAUCCGUUUUUAACAGAGCAGCAUCCUGUGUUUGGUAGAUUGGUGUUUUGGUUGACUGAUAUCUAGAAUAUUUUUCCUUCUAUAAAUGUCAAUCCGAUACGAUUCCCGACAAACCGAAUGGAGGUUUCCAUGCUUAAAGGGAUAGUUCAGCCGAAAAUGAAAAUUCUGUCAUCGUUUGGUUGAAUUUUUCUGUUGAACACAAAGAACGAUAUGAUGAAAAAAACAGCCGUUGACUUUUUCUGUAUGUUCUUAUUAUUGAUGUCAGUUGCUGCUUUUUUUCACCAGCAUUCUUCCGAAUAUAUUGUUUUGUGUUCAACAGAAAAAGAUUUAAAACUACUCUAGUAAAUGCCGAGGAAAUCUUCACUUUGGGGUGAACUAUUUCUUUUAGAACUUGAGUUGAACUCUUCAAAAAUACCUCUGAUGUGCUUUGACAUUAGUAUUCAAGUUGAAUUUCAUACUGUGUGACAUUUGCAGGAUUAAGAAUGCUGCAUUUCAGAUAUUUCCGGAGAAUAUGUUGGAAAAGGAGGGGAAAGCUAUGCUUAUACAAUAUAUAUCUAAUGGUCUACAAGACCACCAGGUGGAUUCGUACGUCAAUCAAAAAGAAAAGAAAUAAUCUCUUAAUGGAAAUGCACUCCUAUUCACAAAAGUGCCAAUCAGACCAACAAAGACAAGAGGCUGAUGCGUAUCAAUCUGUCUUUGAAUUAUUAUUUUUUUCCUUGUUUGUUUACUUGAAUGUGCACACAUUUUGUGCAAAACAAUUGCUGCUCUGUUUUCUUAUCUUACAAAUUAGAGGUUACAUUGUCCGCCAGCGUUCGUGAUGGUCUAUUUGUACACCAAAUUGGUAAACUCAAAGGUAUAAAAGAUUCAAAUCCAUCAUUUAUUGUGCUGGAUUGAUAAUACUUUUAACCAAGGCCAAUGUUGAAAUACUGUCUCAGUUUGUACUGUUUGCUUAGCUUGAGUUCAUUUUGGACAUCGUUGUUUUUGGCGUAGAGGAUUCUAACGAUUGAAGGAGAGAAACUAUUUUCUUGAGUGUUUUGUUUAUGAGCUCAAUUUAGCUGACCAUGUAGACCCAAGCUUUGUUGUUUCGAGUCCCAACUUUUCCUCCUGUAACCAAACCAAUUGUAGCACAGCGAAUCCAAAUCAGUUUAGGCCUCUUUUUGCAGACAUUCUGUUCUCAUUUAAGAACAUUGCUUUUUAAAAAAAGAAAAAAGAAAACAAACAAAUCUGAGUGUCAUACGAUCUGUGUAUCUUGCAUUUAAAGCAGAAAUUUGAACGGUUAUAUUGUUAUAUUGGCACAAUUUAAAAAGUUGCAGUCUUGGCACUGUUCUUUACUCCUUAACUUCUGAGAAGUGCAGAAAACAAUAAAGAAAUAUUUAAGAAAAGGCCACAAAUAAGUGAAAUUGGGUCUUUAUGGUCUUCCGUCCUAGAUCUUGUAGAUGUUGACAUUUUUGAGAC